Arctia plantaginis is the source of this 2907-nucleotide messenger RNA. The record is from the annotation of a GenBank genome assembly. Lineage: Eukaryota; Metazoa; Arthropoda; Insecta; Lepidoptera; Erebidae.
AUGCAUAAAAACAUAGCCACGCAACAAACUCGCUCCAUUUCCCAUCAAAAAACAGGCAGUUCUAAUCAACAAAAUAAUCAUAGCAAUUUGAUUCAAAUUAAUUACCUAACUAGUGCUAAUGAGCCUAUUUUCAAAGAUGUACAAGAGGAUAUAUUCCCAAUUAACAAUGUUUCAAAUAUUUCUCAAGAUAAUUUAAAAAAGUCUAGCUGUAUACCUCAAGCCAAUCCAAAUACUCCAAACCAAUCAAAUCAACAACCUAAUUGGUUAAUUCCUAAAACAGGACUGGGUCCCAAAUUUAAGCCUCUACAGGAAGUGGAGAAACCUCAACUCAUGACAAAUAUUAAUAAAAAUAUUCAAAUGCCAAGAUCAACUGGUGCAGAACUGAGCAUGUUGCAAAACAAUGAGAGAUCUCUUAUUACUCUAGUUGGUGUUCAGGAGGAAUUACACUCCAACAUUUAUCAACAGAAAACACUUAAAUUCCAAAUGAAAUCGAUGCAACAAGAUAAAGUGCGCCAAGUGAAAGCGGUUCAACAAGCUACCCCGAAAAAACAACCUGUAGUAGUUAAUAAUUUUGUCAACUCGAGUGAAGGAUUCCGAAAUCUUGCUGCGACAGAUGCAGUGCAAAAUCCAGUGACUUUGCAAUACCCUGUUGGAAUGCAAAUGACCAUGGAUACACCUAAUAAGGAAAGUUCUCAAAAUCUUAUGGAAAUGCAGAAUUUCAAGGAUCCACAUGGUGUGUCUAAUGUUACUGGAAUGCAAAAUGUUACAGGUACUAACAAAGUAUCUAGUAAUAUGUAUAAUGUCACUCAGAAGCCCGUCCCACCUAUUACACCGUCAAUAAGUCCAAAACCCAUGAACCCAAGUAAUCAGCAACGAAAUUCAAUAAACAGGCAUUCGGGAAGAUCUAAAAACUACCCAGUAGAUCCAUAUGCCGUACAUUAUCCAAAAGGUAUACCGAGGAGUUUCUUAGUUCAACAACAGCAACAAACAAGCUCACAAAAAGGCCACUCUGAUGGACCAAUUUGGCCAAGCUAUCAACUUAAUCCGCCGAUGUCAGUCCAACCUCCUGUAAGCGAAACACAUGCGUCUACUCAAUCAAUGGUUAUAACUAGUGAACCACAUGGUUUUCCUGAACCAUAUUCCCCAUCUGAAUUGUACACUGAUUUUGAGAAUUCCAAUGGCCCAGAUUUUGAAGACGAAGAGUCGCAAGAGACUAGUUCCACUUCACAGAAGCGUUUGAGCGCUUUCCAGCGCUUAGGUCCACAAACGCAACCAAAGAAACCGAAGCUCACUAUCAGCGUGACUGUAAAUGAUGAUCAGGAAGUCAGGGAAGUGGUUGAUGAGACAGAAGAAGUCGAGGAGAUAACACCAGUUCACCUUCGCGAAGAUAUAAUAGUGAGUACUGAUGAAACAGUAAUGAAGUACCUAAAAGCUUGGCCUUGGAAGAGGAAUGUUGUUGUUAAGAAGAGUGUGACAGCUAGGAAUUCUAAGACGGUGAUGAUGUUAGAACGAGAGCAAAUGGAAGAGAUAUAUGACAAAGAUACUCUCUUCGUACAAGUUACGGUAAAAGGAUACCCAUCAUCCUGGAAGAAGGAACAAGUAUUGGAUACACUGAUGGAAAAUAUUAGAGGAUAUACCUUCAUACCCUGUUUUAUUGAGUUUAACCUUCAAGAAUGCAAAUUUUUAACCCUUCGCUGUCGUUCAGCGCUUCUGAGUUUACACAAAUGUGGAUUUAUCAUACGCAAGAAUGAUGUCGAAUUGACGGUGACGAUAGCACAAACUGAACUGACUCUCAAUCAGCUGGACUUCGUACCCAGACUUGUGUUAAGGAAGAGAUUAAACAUGUGUAUUGAUCAAGAGUCCAAAUUAAAUUUGAGUGCGUUUACAUUGAAAGAAGAUAUCAGCCACUUCAUAUACUUCCCGUUGAAUCGGUUGAUAAAUCAAAUGGAAAUAUUUGAAAUGCAUAACGAAAUCACAUGGAAUUAUUUGACGGAUUUGAAUUUAUCACACAACAGAAUUGAAUCUCUAGACGGAUUUGAUUUGGAGCAGUCAGCACCUAAAUUAAAGCAUCUGGACUUGUCCCACAACUGUUUGGAGAAAAUAACGUUACUAUUGAAAAUUCGGAAUCUCCCUCUGAAAACCAUACAUUUGGAAGGAAACCCUUUAUGUAGAAACUAUAUCGACCCCAAUCAAUACAUAAAAGCAGUAAAAAUGAUGUUUUCUAGUGUGAAUACUAUAGACGGCGUAGCAGUUCCUAUAAAAGGAGAAAUGCCAAAGUUUCAUCGCAACUACUGUCCAGAAGACGCGCAAGUGGUUGUUGAGAAGUUUCUAGAAGUAUAUUUCCCACUCUUGGAUGGUGACAUUGAACACAGGGAGCUGUUAGAAGCCAUGUAUGAUACUAAUGCUAAUAUGACCAUCACCUUUAGUUAUAAAAUGGGGUUUAGUCCAAUAUACAAAUGCUUCAGAACUCUCUUCGCAGGCGCUAGAAACCUUGAACAGGGUAAUAUGGAUAUAAUAAAAGGUUCCAAAGCGAUAGCUAAAACUAUCGCGAACUGGCCGCACAUGGAACACGAUCCUGUGACGUUCACUGUCGAUGUUAUUUAUCAUAAUGAUUCAACCACAAUUCUCCGCGUCGAUGGAGUUCUUAAACUCACGAGAGAAUCCUUAGCCGACGAUGAAUAUCUGGUCGCAUUCUCCAGAACCGUAGUGCUGCACACUAGAGACGGAGUGGAGUAUACGAUCCAAGCUGAAACGCUUUACUGGAGUAUUCCUAUUGAGAGCUAUGCGCGAUCCGCGUUCACUGUCACUACGGGGCCAUUUGUCCUUCAACCUUGUCGAACGACACAAGAUAUUUUUCUACCCUUGACAUUGCACAAGAUGUCGCUCGGGAUAGCUUGUGACAUGUAA